Selaginella moellendorffii is the source of this 1107-nucleotide messenger RNA. RefSeq names its product protein ALUMINUM SENSITIVE 3. NCBI's taxonomy places the organism in Eukaryota, Viridiplantae, Streptophyta, Lycopodiopsida, Selaginellales, Selaginellaceae. Bases 29 to 982 code for a protein of 317 amino acids. The record is from RefSeq and is a predicted model, not a curated record. Gene Ontology annotation, biological process: response to aluminum ion. The transcript has 4 exons.
UCGACUCCUCGUUGGGAUGAAUGGAUAAAUGGCGGGCAUUCUCUUGCCUCACUGUGGCGCGCUUCUAGGGCGAAGUAUUUCGUGGCGAUUGGAGGAAGAGCGACGGCGCCAGAGAGGAGAUGGAAGGCGCUGUUGGCGCCGUCGGCGAUUUGGAUGUUGUUGCGUGUUCCAUCUUCCAAGCUUGGCCACCACGCUCAAGGAAUCGUUCCAAUCGCCAGAAUGUCGACGUUUGGUGGGAACUUUUGUGCCAGUCGCGCUUGCCGUCGCAGUCUCGCACAAGCUCGGGAUUGGAUUCGAGGGCGAUAUCCUCGUCUCGAUUUUCCGGUCGUCGAUACAACUUGUGGGACUCGGCUACGCUCUCAAGUUCAUCUUCGAGGGCGAGAAGAUCUACAUGUGCUCGUUCGCCAUCCUCUUCAUGAUCCUGGUCUCUGGACAUACUGCCGGUAAGCGAUCCAAGGAGCUUCCCAAGAGCAGAAUGGUGGCGACUUUGUCACUGGCAGUCGGCGCCGCCGGGACGCUGGCGCUGAUGCUUCUCCUCAGAGUCUACGAAUUCAAAGCCCGGUAUAUCGUCCCGACUGCCGGAUAUGUGAUUGGAAACUCGAUGAGCAUCGUUGGAACCACACUGGAGAGGCUUCGUCACGACAUCUACGUCCACCAGGGACAAAUAGAACUGGCUCUUGCGCUGGGUGCCACUCCCGCGCAGGCAGUCCACCCCUACAUUCGCCGAGCAAUCCUCCAAGGAAUGGGACCGAUCGUGGACUCCCUCAAGACCGUCGGCCUGGUUUCCAUGCCUGGCUCCAUGACGGGAAUGCUCAUGGGAGGCUCGUCUCCGCUCGAGGCCGUCCAGAUGCAAAUCCAGGUCCUGUACAUGCUACUCGGCGCCUCAGCUUUGAGCUGCCUGUUCGCGUGCUCUCUAGGAUGGCGCGUACUCUUCUCCAAAAACUUCCAGCUCCAGUUUGAUGAUACUCGCGUUCUCUCUUGAAGUCUAACAACACACCUAAGGCUUCGCUCGCUCGCGCUCGCAUCGUUUUCACCACUGAUAAAAGCUCUCUUUUGUUGAAUCAAGGUGUUAGUACAAAUAAAAAGUCGAUCAGAUUUUGCUUUUUA